AAAUUUAUCAGAGUUCCUUGAAAAAUUAUUCUCGACUUCAACAAAAAGUAAUUUUACAUUACGAAAUCCUCAUAAUGAAGGAAUGGAUGAAUUAGGAUUUGUGAAUUUAACACAAAAAUUGUGUCGGUUGGAUACAAAGGUUCAUUUAUUAUCUCAACAUUGUGAAAACCUUCUUAUGCGUUACAAUCCCUUUACAACUCUUUGCCAAAAAGUGAUGAUUCAAUCUAAAAGAACGAAUAUUCAAGUGUAUAUAAAUCAAGCGAUGCGCUUCUUAGACAAGAUCAUUCAUUUUUCAAAGCCUGUAUUCGAUAACGAAAAACAAGAUGACGUUGCGCAGAAUAGUUCCAAGGUAAAUUAUGAUGAUGUAACCGAUGAUGUGAUUAGAUCGAACUUAAUUGAAGUGUUUAUUGGUGGAACCGAUACGGCAGAAAGUUCAUUGAGUUUCAUCAUGUAUUACUUGUGUAAGUAUCCCUAUGUGAAAAAACGACUAUUUGAUGAAAUCGAAGUGAUUUUCUCAUCAAACACCUUGCGUGAUGUCAUUUUCGAAGAUAUUGAAAAAUUCGAAUACGCUGAAGCCAUAAUUAAAGAAGUAAGUAGAAUGACACCAGCAACCUCUGUAAUUUUCCGUAGUAAUGUGUCAGAAGACGAUGUAGGUGGUUAUAAUUUGGUGAUUAACUUAAAGUGCACCAGUAAACGUGAUAACGCUGUCGCUGAUUUUAAAAAAGGUGGAAAAAAUAAGGUCGCAAGUUACGUUCUUUUUACGGAUAUAGGCGAUAAAUUUCGAAUUAUUGGACAAUUUAAUGAAGGCUUCAAAAGUAAAAACGUUGAUGAUUAUGAAUUGAUUUUAGAAGAUGCCAAAAGUGACCUUGAAUUAGAUCUUACUGAUAUCUUUAGAGAUCAAGUAAGAGGUAAAAUCAAUCCUCCUAAUACUCAACCUUUUCAAAAAGAUAUAGAUAUGAUCAAUUGA
Messenger RNA from Funneliformis geosporum, 967 nucleotides. NCBI's taxonomy places the organism in Eukaryota, Fungi, Glomeromycota, Glomeromycetes, Glomerales, Glomeraceae. The record is from the annotation of a GenBank genome assembly.